Molecule: messenger RNA, 1275 nt
Organism: Vidua chalybeata
Lineage: Eukaryota; Metazoa; Chordata; Aves; Passeriformes; Viduidae
Gene: HTR6
Product: 5-hydroxytryptamine receptor 6
Exons: 3
Coding region: 1-1275 (424 amino acids)
Biological process (GO): chemical synaptic transmission; G protein-coupled receptor signaling pathway, coupled to cyclic nucleotide second messenger
Cellular component (GO): membrane; dendrite
Molecular function (GO): G protein-coupled serotonin receptor activity; neurotransmitter receptor activity
Source: RefSeq, a predicted model, not a curated record
AUGGAGGGGGACCUGGGGGCCCCCAAUGCCAGUGUGCUGGGGGAGCACUCCCUGCUUGUGGGCAGCAGCUGGGUGGCCGCCUUCCUCUGCUUCAUCAUCCUGCUGACCACGGCAGGCAACUUCCUCCUCAUCCUCCUCAUCGUCACUCAGCGCUCCCUCCGCAACACCUCCAACUACUUCUUGGUGUCCCUCUUCAUGUCGGACCUGAUGGUGGGGCUGGUGGUGAUGCCCCCGGCCAUGCUCAACCAGCUCUAUGGCCGCUGGGUGCUGCGGGGAGACUUCUGCUCCCUCUGGGCCUCCUUCGACGUCAUGUGCUGCAGUGCCUCCAUCCUCAACCUGUGCGUCAUCAGCCUGGACCGGUACCUGCUCAUCACGUCCCCGCUCAGAUACAAGCUGCGCAUGACGUCCUGCAGGGCCCUGGUGCUCAUCCUGGCCACCUGGACCUUGGCUGCGCUGGCCUCCUUCCUGCCCAUCAAGAUGGGGUGGCACGAGCUGGAGUUCGAGGUGCGGCCCCUGAACGUCACCGGCCGGGGGGACGAGGACCAGUGCCGGCUGCUGGUCAGCCUGCCCUACGCCCUGGUGGCCUCCUGCCUCACCUUCUUCCUGCCGUCCGCCGCCAUCUCCUUCACCUACUGCCGCAUCCUGCUGGCAGCGCGCAAGCAGGCCGUGCAGGUGGCUUCCCUGGCCUCCAAUGUGGCCACCACCGACGAGGCCACGCCACAGGUCCCACAUGCCCCAAGCCAGCCCCUGGCCGGCAGCGAGAGCAGGAGGUUCACCAACAAGCACAGCAAGAAGGCUCUGAAGGCCAGCCUGACCCUGGGCAUCCUCCUGGGCAUGUUCUUCGUGGCCUGGCUGCCCUUCUUCAUCACCAAUGUAGCUCAGGCAGUUUGUGACUGUGUCCCAGCCGGAUUCUUCGAUGUGCUCACCUGGCUGGGCUACUGCAACAGCACCAUGAACCCCAUCAUCUACCCGCUCUUCAUGAGGGACUUCAAGAGGGCUAUGGGCAAAUUCCUGCCCUGCUGCCGCCGCUCCGCGGAGCCCCGGCCCAGCGCCAUCUCCCUGUCCAUGAGGAAUUCCAACAGCGGGCCCCGCGCUGCCACGUCCCUCAAGAACGUCCUCACCCUGCAGGCUGAGACCGACUCCAUCGACUCUGGGGCACCGGGGAGUGAGCCCAGGCUGCUCCCGGCCCCGCGGGGCCCCGGCGCCCGCUCCAUCAGCCUUUGGGAUGCGGAGCCACCAGACACGGAGCUGCAGCUCGGCACCCCUGUGGCCUGA